Molecule: messenger RNA, 1785 nt
Organism: Ruditapes philippinarum (Manila clam)
Lineage: Eukaryota; Metazoa; Mollusca; Bivalvia; Venerida; Veneridae
Exons: 2
Coding region: 173-1096 (307 amino acids)
Molecular function (GO): protein binding
Source: RefSeq, a predicted model, not a curated record
AAUAAUAUUGUUUAUCCGCAUCUUAAGAUUUAAGGAUAGACAAAACAUAAAGUUUAUAUCAUCUUUUUUUUUCAUAUUUAAGUUGUUUUUUAAUGACUUUGGCUACCAAACACUUGUGACACUAGGAUGUCGCAUCAUCUGUCAUCUUGCUUAUGAUUCAAGCAGAAGGAAAAUGAUAGUAAAUUUACAAGCCGUUAUCAUCGUCCUGAUGUGGACCUCUACAGCGGUAAACUCGUUAGACAAUUAUGGCUACAGGGAAUGCGUACACAACAAGUAUCAGGCUGUUUGUCUUGGUAAAGCUGAAUGGUUUUCACGUGAAGGAAGAGGAUUAAACUCUUUUCCCAGCAUUCCAAGCAAAGCAACAUGCGUCAUUCUUAAAAGUAACUACAUUGAACAGUUUCCGGGAGAUGUAAGCAGUUUGACAAAUGUUGUUACAUUGGAUUUAUCUGGGAACAGACUAAACUAUUUACCCGAAGAUCUUUAUAAAAUGCAACAGUUAGAAAUCUUAGAUGUCUCGGAAAACCGCCUUGAAACAUUAUCACCGAAUACGAAGUUUCCAGAAUCACUCCGGGGUCUUUUAUUGGCCAAAAAUAAUAUGAAGAGGAUACCAAAUGGCAUAAGGGUUCCUGAAUUGCUGGUGCUUGAUUUAUCGCACAACUUGUUUACAGAAAUACCAGAACAAUUCUGUGUUUCUGACCAACUUAUUAGAGUGGAUUUCACCCGUAACCCUUUACAGCAAGAUGUCUCUCGAGAUAUCAGUAAAGUCAAUCGAUGUAAAAACAUAAACGAUAUACCUUUCUGCCUGUUCACCACUGAAACAACCAUCAAAUGUGACUGUUCCAGCUUAGGACCUCUUCUUCAGGACUCUCCAUCGUUUUGCAUGGGCGCACAAACAAAGUACCAGGAAUUUACAUGUUCUUCGAACAGCGUUGACAAGUAUAAGACGAAAAAAAUAUUCGAUUUGAACGUCACAGUGGUGAAAGACGCAUGUCCUCAUGAAUUCCUAGCUCAACAGAAGAGUAUUUCUGCAAAGAAUGGAUUAGAUACUAACGUGGCUUUGGUCAUUCCGUUAUUGCUUUUCUUAUGUUUGUCUUAGAUAUAUAUGUAUUUCGAAAAUCAUUGAAUACAGUGCUGAAAUGUGUACUACCAAAACGCCUGGGCAAGUCGAUAUUAACCCAUCAAAACAUUUGAAAUACCAUAGAUAAGUGUCAGGUAGAUUGAGACAUGAAUCUCAACUUUUCCAAAUGAUAAUUUAUCCACGUCACAAGGAGGAAACAUAAAUAGUCUCUCCGUGUAACUUUUAUCGAGUCAGUUAUACUAUUCAAAUACCUUGGCAUGAAUAUAUAAUGCGAUAUAUCCAUUCGGCCCUUUUACAAUGAGAAAAAACACACAAACAGGUCUGCCAAAAACAAAUGGACCAAACCAUUUGCUAUAUACACGUACGUCUUACCAUAAACGUUAGCUCAGUAAUGCAAUCACGACCGUUUUUCGAUCACAACUAGAAUAUGCAUCUGAAGUCUGUGCACUCAUCCAUCCCAACCUCCUCACCCAAAACAAAUCGAUUUAAAUAAUCUUAAUACAAUGUAAAUCAUUUUCCCAUGUAGGAACAAGACUGAGUUUUCAAUUCCCAUGCCGCACAUUUCUGCAUUAUUUUUGAGUGUGACAUUUUUGAAAACGUUUUAUCUUUCGAGAUUUCUUUUCUUGUUUGAUUAUAUAUCAAAUAAUUUUUAAAUUUUAAAAAUGUAUGUUUUUAUAUCUAUCAACAAUAAAGAGGAGUUUAUCUGA